This is a messenger RNA of Paramecium sonneborni, 1517 nucleotides long. The record is from the annotation of a GenBank genome assembly. NCBI's taxonomy places the organism in Eukaryota, Ciliophora, Oligohymenophorea, Peniculida, Parameciidae.
AAUGAACCAACCACCUCUGUCUGUAGAUUCAAGCUAAAUAAACCUUUUAAAAAAUUUAGAUGACAUUGAUGAUAUCUUUAAUGGAUUAGCAUAAGAUGAUGGAGCAUAAUUAGAUUAAGAUUUUGAAGAUUUCUUAGAAUGUUUUAGUGAUGAUGAAGAUUCUGAAGAGGAAUCUAAUUUUAGGCCAUUUCCUAGUUUUAGAAAUGUAACUCCAUCAGUUUAAUUUUCAACAUUUGCUGAAUCAGAUUAAGUUAUAAAGAAACAAACAGAAGAAAGACUUUUAGCACCUCCUGGAGAUCAUUAAUUUCCAGUUUAUGAUGAUUAAUAAUAAGAAGAUUCAGUUGAUGAAGAUGAUGAUCUUUCUGAUUUUUUUGAUAGCUUUGGUAAUGUUAAAUAGUUUAUUUAGAUAUUAAUAAUACUCAUUAAAAUAAAGAAGAUGAAGUAAAUUAUAUUGAAAUUAAAUAUUUUGAUGAAACAUAUAAAAUACCUAUUUUUACAGCUAAAUUAUUUGAACCAGAAUAACCUCUAGAAGAUAGACUCCUUUUUGAAAAUACUGAAUUAGUUUUAUGUAAAACAGAAAUGCAUGAUUUUCAUAAGCAUUUAGAAAGCAUCAUCACUAAAGUAUUAAUUUAUGCAAUAUUUUGAAAGGAUUAAAAAAAUUUUAAUGAUUUCACAUUUUCUGUCAUGAUUUUGAAAAUUCAAUCUGUUUUACUGGCAGAUCUUCUUAAAUCCUUUUAAAAAGUAUUCAAUUUAUAUGACAAAUUAGAUGAAAGAUUCUUAAUAAGUAUGGUUAGAUGCUUCCCCAUCUUUUAUUUGUUAAGAAAAGGUAACUUAAUUUGGAAGAUAAUUAAAAUUAUUUUAAGAAUCAGUUAAUUAUGUUAUAGAUAGUAAUUCCAAUAAAAUUACAAGUAGAAGAUUUUUUGAUAAAUAAAAACCAGCAUAUUUUCAAGACAAAAAGAAAGAUAAUAAAAAGAAAGAAUUAACAGAAGAAGAAAAGUAAUUGUAUUUUUAUAAUUAGAAUAUUGGAACUAUAAUAAAUACCAUAUAAUCAAAAUUUUAAUCCUCAAUCUAGUUUAGUUUGUAUUCUAUUUUUUAAAGCUUAAGCUUUAUUUGAAUCAUGGUAAUAGUUCUUACAUUAUAAAAAGAACUCUGAAAAAUAUAAAGAAGUAUUAAUAUCAAAUAUAAAAUAGAUUACUAAUAGAUUUGCUCGAUUAUAUGGACAUUGGAAAACUGUGAAAUUAUUGAAUAAAUUUGCAAAAUUUACAACAAGAACAAAAUAAAUUUUUCUAAAACCAUUAAAAGGAGAUGAUCAAUAAGAACUGUAAGAGGAAUUGAAAUUCUACUAAAACUUCUUAUCCAUGAAGACAAUAGGGAUAAUUAAUAAUUUGGCUUAAUCCCCAGCUUUAAAUAUUAAUGGUGGAUAAUUGAAAAUAAAAUCAUUAAAUCAGAUUAGAGCACCAUAAAGAUAAAAAUACAUUUCUUAACAAUAUCUCCAAUAUACGUAAGAACUAUUUUGA